Molecule: messenger RNA, 599 nt
Organism: Trichobilharzia szidati
Lineage: Eukaryota; Metazoa; Platyhelminthes; Trematoda; Strigeidida; Schistosomatidae
Source: the annotation of a GenBank genome assembly
AAAACAUUUUCAAUGGAGGCAACUAAAUUGAUUGGUAUUGUUCAAUCAGCUCCAUCCAAUCGUACUAGUCCAAUCUAUGUAAUAGUGCAUCCUGCGUCAGUAAAACAUGCAAUAAUUGCAUUCGUAUUGAUAACUAUUAGUGUCACACUAACUUUGAUCAUGGUGUGCAACAAAAAAAUGUGGAAAUACAAGAAAACUAUGAUUACUUUAAUCACUCUAGCAAGUCUACUAUGGUGUUUCGCCAUCUGUAUAGCAUUCGCUUAUCCACUUCCAGAAACCAAGUAUAUCGUGUUCGCUAUCUGUAUUGUAUUGAAUGCCUUAGCAGUUACGCUUGGAAUAAAUAUCCACCGGCUUAAGAGGACAGUAUUAAUAUCACUGUUUGGCAUGUCACUGAUGAUCGAUUUGGUUGGAACCGUGAUGAUUUAUCUUUCAUUAGGCAUCUAUCCUAUAAUAACCUUCAUUACAAUUAAUGCUCUGUGAGAUGUUAAUGUUCAAGCCGUAUUGUCUUGAUAUUCCAGAGACUGUUAAUUCUGAAAUCGCAUCGAAGAAAUACUGCUGAUUUUUCAAUUGAAUGAAAAUAAUCAAAGUCACAACUUGAC